This is a messenger RNA of Mollisia scopiformis, 3412 nucleotides long. RefSeq lists its product as uncharacterized. The coding region runs from base 29 to 3412 and encodes 1127 amino acids. The transcript is spliced from 14 exons. The record is from RefSeq and is a predicted model, not a curated record. Lineage: Eukaryota; Fungi; Ascomycota; Leotiomycetes; Helotiales; Mollisiaceae. Gene Ontology annotation, biological process: detection of visible light; phosphorelay signal transduction system; regulation of DNA-templated transcription. Gene Ontology annotation, molecular function: phosphorelay sensor kinase activity.
CAAGGGGGGCGAUAACGAGAGCUCUCGAAUGUCCAAGAGUAUAACCAAUACUAAUGAUGGGGGAGAGCACCGAAAGGUCUCGCAAAGGGCUCAAUACUUUGCUCCAAGAUCAGGUCCUCCUCAAGUACUUCUUGACAACAACAAAGAAAAGGCGUCGUACCGAGUAUGCGAAGACGAGCCUAUCCACAUACCAGGAGCGAUCCAAAACUUUGGUGCACUGCUGGGUAUGAAAUACAAUAACGAGGGAAAGCUCGAAGUAAGAAUCGCAAGUGAGAACACGCGGAAGAUUAUUGGUUAUGGUCCAGAACAGCUCUUCGCAUUGGGCUCUUUUCUGGAUGUCCUGAAGGACGAUGUCCGCGAUGAAAUGGUUGCGCGCAUCGAACAAGCCCUCACAUAUGCAGAUGCAAACAAGAAAGAGACUCGAUUAGAUGUCUUUCAGAUAUCUCUCACCUUCCCAUACGAGCCUGAAACUCGCCUCUGGUGUGCUCUACACGUGGCACCACAACCUGAGAAAAUGGUGGUCUGUGAGUUCGAGGAGUAUGUCGACGCCUUCUACUUGAAGGAUCUCAGAGCAGCCAAGAAUCUUCCUGAUCUUCCUGUACAAUCACUCGGUGCGACCUCUGCAGAGGAUCUGAAAACAAGCACCACCAGCGCAAGCAAACCUCUGCCCGUCCUCCAAAUAGCACGGCAGAGGAAGCACAAAGAGUUCUCAUCACUCGAUCUGUUCAACGCUCUCGCUCAGGCUCAGAAACAAAUCACCGACUGUAACACCGUGCUAGCGGUCGAGGAGGUUGUCGUGGGCGUAAUUUCAGAGUUGACAGGCUUCCAUCGAGUGAUGCUUUACCGUUUUGAUUCGCAGAAGAACGGAUGUGUUGACGCUGAGCUUCUCAACCCUCAAGCGAGUACGGACAUUUUUCGAGGCAAGUCAAAGAAACUCUAUGAUAUGGAUCGAACUAACUUUGCAAAGGGCUACACUAUCCAGCUUCAGAUAUUCCCAAGCAGGCACGAGAAUUAUACAAGAUCAAUCGUGUGCCGACACGAGUCUGAUUUUGAGCGUCCUCUUGAUUUGACCCAUGCGUAUUUGCGUGCGAUGUCUCCAAUUCAUAACAAAUACCUUGCCAACAUGGAAGAGUCAAUAUCCAUUGUCAUCGGGGGCGACUUGUGGGGACUUAUUGCCUGCCAUGGCUAUGGUGAAGAUGGGAUACGUGUGUCGCUUCCGAUCAGAGAGCUUUGCCGAAAUAUUGGAGACUGCGCUGCAGUCAAUAUUCAACAGCUUUCUAUGCAACAGCGCAUAGAAGCUCGCAGACCUCCUCCUUCCGCAAUUCCUACCGCUAAGAACCCUGCUGGCUUACUUGCAACAUCCUCGGCAGACUUGCUCAAACUUGUCGAUGCAGACUUUGCUCUGUUGAGCAUUGAUGAUGAAGCAAGAGCAAUUGGACGAUUGGACCCAUAUCCUGAGGCCAUAGCAAUAAUGUCCUAUCUUCAAUCCCAACAAUUCACCGAGAUCCGCGCUUCGCAAAACAUCAACGCCGACUUUCCAGGGGUCGGUCUCUCUGCUGGGAUCAGUACCAUUGCUGGAUUUCUGUUGAUCCCAUUGAAUAGUGGAGGGGCUAAUGAUUUCCUUGUAUUCUUCCGAAAAAGUCAACUCAAACAUGUCAAAUGGGCAGGGAAUCCUCAUGCAAACGAUAAGAAGGCAGUUGGCGAGUAUCUUGAACCUCGGACCAGCUUCAAACGUUGGGUCGAAACUAUCGAGGGUUCGAGCAAAGAAUGGACAGAUGAUCAACUCGAUAUUGGCUGGGUCCUGAGCUUGUUGUACAGCAGGCUCAUCGAAAUUUGGCGGCAAAAGGGAGUGUCAAAUCAGGGCGAGAAAAUCUCAUCGAUUCGCAACUCAUCUCGAGAACUCCGUACUCCGAUCAAUGCUGUCAACAACUACAUAGAAUUAGCAAUAGAGAAUACUACCGACAACAGAACGCGCCAGAUUCUGGGAAGAGCUCAAGAAGCUUCAAACUCUUUGGUACACGUUAUGGAGGAUCUAUUGAGACUUACAAAAGUUGAUGACACUUCAGCUCAAAAAGUUGGCGACAAGACGUUCAAUCUCAACCUAACAGUGUCAAGGGUCAUGAAAGCUCUACAGAAGGAGGCUCAACGGAAAUCUUUGGAAUUGGGCAUAGCUAUCCAAGACCAAUUGCCAACGAUGGUCAAAGGAGAUGGAGACCGGUUUAAACAAGUGCUUGCCUAUCUCACCAGUAACGCCUUCAGACAAUCUACGAGUGCUGUGGUUGAGAUCAACACUAUACGCACAAAAGAUACUAUUUCGAUUGUCAGCAUUACUGUACAGGAUGCAGGCCCUGGAAUGUCAGAGACAGAACUGGAUGAUACCUUCCAGGAAUUUGAGCAAGCUCAAGAUGGCGACGACUGGCUUUUCGCCACAGAUGAUGCCACUCUCACCUCGAACGGGACAAAGAAGGGGAAAGACUCUGGCUUGGCCAUUAUCGCCCGAUAUGUUCGAAAUAUCGAUGGUCAAAUACGCGUGACAAGUGAGCCAGGGAAAGGGACAAUCUUCACCUUGGAACUCCCAUUCGAGAACGCACCAUCCCCCGAAGCGAUUGUCCCUCGGAAACUUCGAAACUUGUUCUCGCAAUCAUCGUCCAAUUCCACAUCCAAAUUUCCCUUGCCCCCAAGUCACUCGCCACCAUCCUUAAGAUCACCCAAAUCUAAUCGGAACAUGAAGCAGCUAGAAGCAAUGGUGCCUACCCCGAAUGGAGAUUCGCUGUCCUCACGUGGGGGAACUUUUCGACUUAGAGAGAACGGACACGUUGUAGAGGCCGAAAUGCGAGAUCAAGCACCACCAAGCCUCUACCGUCCAAAGAGCGAACCUUCGUCGAUGCCAGAUUUGGAUCAAAACAGUAGGGUCUCAUUCGCUAGUAUGCAUGUACUGGUCGCCGAGGACAACUUCGUGAGCCAGAGAAUGUUGGAAAAGAAACUUUCGCAACUUGGCUAUACGGUAGUCACUGCUUCCGAUGGUCAAGAAGCACAUGAUAGGUUUGUGACAAGCUCUAAUAGCGCUACAAAGAUCGAUGUGAUCCUGAUGGAUAUGAAGAUGCCAUUGGUAGAUGGUGCAUUGAGUGCUCGAAUGAUUCGGUUCUGGGAGAAAGAAUCACAGCUUCGACCGCCGUCUGACGGCCGUGAAGUACAAUCUCCUAAGCAGAGAGUGCCCAUUAUUGCCGUUGCAUCCGAGAUAGACAAUGACAGCAGGUUCGAAUAUAUCCAGAGCGGGUUCGAUGGUUGGGCAUUGAAGCCUCUUGACUUCCGGAGACUGGACCUCAUGCUUCAGGGCGUCAAGGAUGCUGGUAUGAGACGUGACUCUUUGUAUGUCCCGGGCCAGGAGAAUGGUGGUUGGUUCUUUCCUUGA